AUCUUCCAAGGCUUUCCCACAUAUCUGGCUCUGUCAACAACUCAUCCAUUUCUUCCUCUCCACCUGUCCCCCCACCGCCACCCCCACCCCCACCCCCACCCCCACCCCAUUCUUGAUUUCACUUCCAAAUUCUCAACAAUAUACCAACAAUCCCCUCAGCCAAGAAAAGGGUAUUUUCAGUCUUUUGCCAUUCUUGAUUUCACUUCCAAAUUCUCAACAAACCCCAAAAUCCUCUAAAACCAAGAAAAGGGUGUUUGCCAGUACUUUUUUUUGUACUUAGAUCUGACAAAAAAAUUCCAAUCGUUUUCAAUGUCUCAACAUCCAUUGAAAGCAGUAACACUUACCCAUGUUAGAUACCAAAAGGGUGAUCAAUUAGGCCAUUUCUUAGCAUGGGUGUCUUUAGUUCCUGUAUUCAUAAGUCUUGGUGGUUUCAGUUCUCACUUCAUUUUUCGUAGAGAGCUUCAAACCAUGUUCUUUGCUCUUGGGCUAUUGAUUUCUCAGUUUGUUAAUGAAGUCAUUAAGACAUCAGUACAACAAGCUAGGCCUGAAACUUGUGCACUUCUUGAAAUGUGUGAUUCACAUGGAUGGCCUUCUAGUCAUUCACAAUACAUGUUCUUUUUUGCUGUGUAUUUUACUUUGUUGACAUAUAGAAGGUUGGGGUUGAUUUGUAGGAAUCAGUUGAUAGUUGCAUAUCUUUUGGUUUGGCCUAUGGCGGUUUUGACGAUGUAUUCGAGGGUGUAUUUGGGUUAUCAUACAGUUGCUCAAGUGUUUGCGGGUGCUGGUUUGGGUGCUGUGCUUGGUUGGGGUUGGUUUUGGAUUGUUAACAAUGUGAUUAGUGGUUUGUUUCCUGUUAUUGAAGAGAGUGCUUUUGGGAGGUUCUUUUAUGUUAAGGAUACUUCUCAUAUUCCUAAUGUGUUGAGAUUUGAGUAUGAGAAUGCAAGGUCUGCGAGGAAGCAUCCGUCCUAUAAGCGUGCUGAUUGAUUGCUUGAUUACUCAUCGUUCGCUGAUAUCUCAGUAGAGUGAAACUUGAUGUUGAAACAGCUUGACCAGCUCGAAUUUGAUCGUUUGGAGGGUCACAAACUUCUUAGACGCUGUCUAUCUAUCGCUAUCGCUACUUACUUCAUUUAAGACAUCUUUCUAGUUUUAAAUCGACAUAUUUAUGUUAAAAAUGUUUGUAAAUGGAUCAAAAGUGAAAAGUUUAACAGGUAGUUUACAAGUUGUAGCCUACACCCUUUGCAAGUACUUUUGAGGAAAAAUUAGACAUUGUUUGGAUGAGCUGCCUUUUGUUACUGAUAUUUCAUCAUCAUUAAUAGUUGUUCC
Messenger RNA from Capsicum annuum, 1320 nucleotides. RefSeq names its product lipid phosphate phosphatase gamma. Gene Ontology annotation, cellular component: endoplasmic reticulum membrane; intracellular membrane-bounded organelle. The record is from RefSeq and is a predicted model, not a curated record. The coding region runs from base 310 to 981 and encodes 223 amino acids. The transcript is spliced from 2 exons. NCBI's taxonomy places the organism in Eukaryota, Viridiplantae, Streptophyta, Magnoliopsida, Solanales, Solanaceae. Gene Ontology annotation, biological process: lipid biosynthetic process; protein N-linked glycosylation. Gene Ontology annotation, molecular function: dolichyldiphosphatase activity.